AUGAUAGUGACUAAAUAAUUGAAUUAGUAUUUGAAAAUAGCAGUUUUGAACAAAUUUUAGAAUCAGAAUUUAUCUAAUUUUUAGAUAGAAACAAAGAAAAAGAAAUUAAAAUAAUAACUACUCUUGGUGAAUUAGGAUAAGGAAAAUCUUUUAUUCAAAACUUUUUAGUCUCAAAAUUCAAAAAUUGUUAAGAUUAUUUAAUGGUCUUUCCUAGCUCUUAGGGAAGUUAGUCUGUAACAAAAGGUAUUUAAUUUUAUGCAAUAGAAUAUAAUUACAAAGUUUUGGUAUUUUUUGAUUGCGAAGGAUUUGAUUAUUCUGAUAAAUCAAAUUUUAUGUAAGAUCUAUAAAAAUUAGUGUGUCUUAUUUGUAGGAUUUCAACUGUUAUUUUAUACGUACAUACUAAUUCGAGAUAACCUAAGCAUCUUGCAAAUAUUUUAAACCUAAUAAACAUUGUGGACGAUAAUAAUUCUUAAAUAGUAAAUAAUUUAAUAGAAGUUAUUAAUAACUGCAAUGGUCAAACAAAUAAGAGUUACCAAGAAAAUUAUAAAAAUAUUAUUAAAAAUGUAUUUCAAUGUCAACAGGUUAAUUUUAAUUCUGAAUUUGACGAUUAAUAAUACUCUUGUAAGAUAAAAAAUGACGAAAAUUUUAAUAAAUUUAUUUAAUAAAUUGAAUAGAUUUAACAAUUUUGUGAAAAAUCUUAAUAUGAAACUCCAUUCGAAAAUUGCAAAGCCUUUGAAAGGGAAUAGAACUGUCAAAGCUUUAAGGAAAUGCUAAUAUGUUGCUUUUAAAUUAUAAAAGAAGGCAUUAAAGAAAAUGUGA
Molecule: messenger RNA, 819 nt
Organism: Tetrahymena thermophila SB210
Lineage: Eukaryota; Ciliophora; Oligohymenophorea; Hymenostomatida; Tetrahymenidae
Exons: 1
Source: RefSeq, a predicted model, not a curated record